This is a messenger RNA of Pieris macdunnoughi, 2124 nucleotides long. Lineage: Eukaryota; Metazoa; Arthropoda; Insecta; Lepidoptera; Pieridae. The record is from the annotation of a GenBank genome assembly.
AUGAAUUGGUUAGUGUUGUGUGCUUGCCUGUUCGCAGGUGUGGCGGCCAACCUUGUCGAGCACAAUGCUACUCCACCUAAAAUAGCGGAUGCUACAUUCCUACAAAAACAAGUUGACCUUCUGUCCUUAUAUUUUCAUAUAAACGAACCCCUUCAAGAACCCAAACUAAAAGCCAUUGCGCAGUCAUGGUCUUUAACAAAUAAUAUAGACAAAUACAGUAAUGUCACCGCAAUAAAAGUGUACUCAAAUCUCAUCGAUUAUGGCAUGCUACUACCACGAUCGGUGCCAUUCCUUAUCCUGGAUCCAACUCACCAAUUUGAAGCGGUCACAUUGUUCAACGUCCUUCAAUCCGCUAAGGAUUACCAAACUUUAUACAAUACAGCUGUCCACCUACGAGAUAUCGUUAAUGAAGGACUUUUUGUUUAUGUCAUGGCUGCAGCUACAGUGCAUCAUCCAGAAACCCAAGGAAUUAUUGUCCCACCUUUGUAUGAAGUCUUCCCAUCGUACUACCAUAACGCUGAAGUCAUGAACAUUGCACAUAGGGUUAACACACAUGGUAAACGUUUGGUUGAUCAUUAUCCUCAAACCUUUGCAUGGGAAGACAAUAUGGUUAUUCGAUGGAACACAACAGUGUGGCCUUACCUUGGUAACAGCGAUAUUUCGACCUUCUAUUACUCUCAAGACUAUGCCUUGAACACACUUUACUAUAACAACCAUUUGACAUACCCAUUCUGGCUUAGCGGUCAUAAUGGUCCACUGAUGAAGUAUAAGCGAGGUGAAUAUUUCUGGUUUUUCAACAAACAAUUGACCAACCGAUACUAUUUCGAAAGAUUGUCCAAUGGUUUGAGCGAAAUUCCUGAGAUUGGCUCUGAUUUCGUGGAUGAAGGAUUUGCGAGUGGGCUUGUUUAUCAAAAUGGUAUUCCAUUCCCUAUCAGACCCGAUGAACUUCGUAUUGAUCAACCCAAAUACUCGGAACUUCUUGAGAAAAUAAAGACAUAUGAACGCCGUAUUAGAGAUGCUAUUGAACUUGGCCAUGUGGUUUCAGUCUCUGGAGAGAAGAUUAAUUUAAGAACGCCUGAAGCUAUAAAUGUUCUCGGCAACAUUAUUGAAGGCAACGUUGAUUCACCAAAUUUAGAUUUCUAUGGUAGUCUUAUUAACACCUGGAAGAGCCUCCUCGGAAACUCCAUCAUUCAAGGACAUGUCUUCCACAAACAGCACGUCCCCCUCGUCAUACCAGCAGCUAUCGAGAACUACCAGACUUGCAUGAGGGACCCAGCCUUCUACAUGAUCUGGAAGCGAGCGCUGAACUUCUUCACUCUCUGGUCAUCGUACCUGCCUUCUCACUCAGAGGAGAUCCUGUCAGUCCCAACAGUUGUAAUCAAGAAAGUGGAGUCUGACAAGCUCGUCACAUACUUCGAGCAUAAGUACUUGAAUGUGACGAAUGCAUUGUACUUAAAUGAACGUGAAAGUAAGGUGGUAGAAGAUGAGAUCAGCGUUUUAGUCCAACAACCACAACUCACGAACAAGAUCUUCACCAUCCGAGUACACGUCAAGAGCGACGUUGCCAAGAAGGUGGUCGUACGAUUUUUCCUCGCACCGAAAUAUGACAGCAAUGGCUACGAGAUACCAUUACACCUGAACACGGAGAACGUCUUCCAAUUGGAUCAAUUCGUUUAUCAAUUGCCAGAAGGAGAGCAUGUUAUCAAACGUGAGUCUACUGGAAAUAUGUACACCAUUGACCAGUGGUACUCCAGCUACGAGGUCUACUUGAAGGCGCUCAAUGCAUUACAAGGAAAGGGUCAAUUUGUCAUUGACAUGACGCAGUUCUUCGUUGGAUACCCACGUAGACUGAUGUUGCCUAAGGGGCGUGUCGGUGGUAUGCCUUUCAAUUUAUUCGUGCAUAUUUCGGACUACGUGGCACCUGAGACACCAUAUGGCGAGGGUGUGAACCCUGAGCAGACCUUUGGCAUUGGAACUGGAGCAAGACGCAUGACAGGCUAUCCACUUGGCUUCCCCUUCGACAGACCUCUCCAUCAGUACCAAGUAGAAACAUUAACCAACUUCCACGUCCACGAUGUACUUAUACACCACAAACCAACCCCGGAAAUUGUUGUACCCCAGUAA